This is a messenger RNA of Fonticula alba, 3390 nucleotides long. RefSeq lists its product as hypothetical. The record is from RefSeq and is a predicted model, not a curated record. NCBI's taxonomy places the organism in Eukaryota, Rotosphaerida, Fonticulaceae. Gene Ontology annotation, molecular function: guanyl-nucleotide exchange factor activity. The transcript is spliced from 10 exons. The coding region runs from base 160 to 3336 and encodes 1058 amino acids. Gene Ontology annotation, biological process: regulation of ARF protein signal transduction.
CCUCCUCCUCCUCCCCCCCCCCUCCUGCUCCUUGCCUCCCGCUACCCUUCUCUUGUCGUGUUCCUGCCCGCCUGAUCGCCGCCCCUCGAUCCCCCGCCCCCACCACCCACCCUCCACCUCCUCUGCGCGCGCGAGCAAGAGAGACCUUCGCCUGCCAGCAUGGACGGACCGGGCACCAGCGACACUGUCGCCCCUCUCGUGGAUCAGGGUGCCGCCACCAUCUCCCCGGUUGAUGCGACGGGACCCGGGCUCCCUACGCCGGCCAGCCCCGGUGCCGACCUCACUGACAGUGCUGGCGGCAACCUCGAGACAAAGGAGCCCCCAAGCAUGACCGAGGCCGGCGACGGCGGCGACGGCGGCGACGAUGACGACGAUGGCUACGACUCGGAUGCGCCGCUUGAGCGCACCGAGUCCAUAGCCGUCUUCAAUCCGCUCAUCCUCCAGCGCAUGUCACGCCCAUCGUCGGUCCUGCUAACCAAUCCCCCCGCCCUGCCGGAUGGCAUGGGCAGCAUGCCGGGCUCCCCCGCUGGCGGUGGCAGCGAGGCCGGCGCCCCGGAGCCAGCCUCCCGGCUGCCCAACUCGUCCUCCAUCAACGCCCUGUUGUCGGCGGCCGCCGGGCUGCCCCCCCCCGGCGCCGGGACCCACUCGGCCCGGUCGUCCAUCCACUCGCUCAGCUCGCUGCACUCCUUCCACUCGGGCCACAGCGAGCUGGUGGACACCACUGGCGGCGAUCCCCGGCUGGCGGCGAUCCCCGGCGGCCCGGGUUUCGGCAGCGCGGCCCUCCGCGUGGCCGACCCCGACACGUACCAGCACUACUCCUCCAUCGGCCAGCCGGCCGCCGAUCCCGGGCUGCCGGCCGGCCUGGGUGCCGAUUCGCCGAUCGCCGGCGACGAGGAUGACGAAGGUGCCGAUGAUGAUGACGAGCAUGUCACCCAGGCGGUCAAUCCGCUGGCCCUGCUCCGGAUGUACUCGGCCGGGGCUGGCGGUGCGGCCGGGGCCGCCGGGGCUGGCGGCUUCCGUGCCGAGGCUGGCGCCUCUUCCAAUCCCUCCCAGGCCUUGGCCAAUCUCAUCACCAAGUCGCAGAUGACCCCGCCGCCUCCGCCGCCCGCGUCGGCCAAGAAGCGCGCUCUGCUCUACUCCGUCCCCACGGUCCCCACGCAUGAUGAGGAGCCCGAUGCUGGGCUGUCCGAUUCCGAGGACCGGCACCAGCCGCUCGGGGUCUCGCUCAAUGCCGACCCGGCCAUUCCGGUGGACGCUGGCGAUGAGGCCUCCCCGGCCUCCGACACCCUCAUGGACAUGUACCUGCGCCACCAGAGCACCGCGCCGGUGAAGCACCCGCACGCGUAUGCGCUGGACAUGUGGGAGGGCCGGGUGAGCCGCACCGAGAUCGGUCUCUUCCUCGGCCGGGCGAAGGACUAUAAUUCGCUGGUGCUGCUGCACUACACGGAGUUCUUCGACUUCUCGUCGCUCUCGCUGGACCAGGCCCUCCGUCUUUUCCUCAGCAAAUUCCGCCUGGCCGGAGAGUCGCAAGAGAUCGACCGUGUCAUGGCCGCAUUCUCAUACCAGUAUUUCAAGCAGGCCGGAAAGGCCCAGGGUUGGCAGUCUUCCGACACCGUGCACACUGUGGUCAGCUCACUGCUGCUGUUGAAUACCGAUCUGCACAACAAGAUUGUCGACAAGAAGAUGACCAGUCGGCAGUUUGUCGACAACACCCUGGUGGCCCUGCGUCUGUCAUCGACUCCCACGCAGAAGGCCGGCGUGGCCGGGCUGGCAGCCCUGUCCCGGAUGCCCGACCGCCGGUCACAGAAGUCCACCGAUGACCUCCUUUCGCGGCCCAUCACCGACGAGGAGAAGUCCCAGGGCAUCCAGGGCGUCACGGGGUCCAUGCUGAAGGAGCUCUACAAGUCCAUUAAGAGCAAUCAGAUCAAGGUGGUUAGCGACUCGCCGCCCCCGUCGUCCCCCUCGUCGGCGCAGUCGACCCUGAGCAAGAAGUCCGGCGCGGCGGCCGCCGGGGCCGCUGUCCCUGACGAUCGGUCAUCCAUCCACUCGACGCAAAGCCGGCGCGGAGGCACCAGCAAGCGCAUGAGUCUCUUCUCGGCUUUCAGUGCCCCGACGCCGGAGGAGGAGGACCCGGCCGCUCCGCCGCGGGUGCUCCUAUCGCGCAAGUCUACCAUCCGCAAGGCCCUGGAGAACAUUUCUGAAGUCCCGAUCUACUCCGAUCCGCCCAUCAUCGAGGGGCUGCUCUUGAUGAAGCCCGUCCUCUCGGGCCCGGGGGUCCGCGCGGCCAACCGCCAAUGGCGCACGGUCUUUGUUCGCGUCAUCGGUUUUGUGGUAUACAUCUUCCGCGCCCAUGGGAUCACCAUCCAGGAAAACAACUCCGGCGAUCUGAGCUCGCGCCUCUUCACCGAGAUGCUCACCCUUCACAGCUUGAGCCGGCCCAUCAAGUACAAGACCUAUGAGCACAUCUUCGAGUUUGCCACUGCCGAUGGCCAGGUGCACUACUUCGAUACCGCCGAUCGGCACUCCCUCACCAUGUGGGUCCUCUGCCUGAACCGCAUGGCGGCCCAGUACUCGGCACAGCCACUCCCGCCGCCGGUGGGGUCGGAAGCCGGCCAGUACCAUCCGCCGCUUUUGCCGAUGACCCUGUCGCCGCAUGCCAAGCGCCGGCCGGACCAGGUCAAGUACCUGGCCACCAUCUGCAGUGGAGCGCGCGGGCACUUGCGCCGGGCCGAGGACCAGUGGCGUACCCUGGUCAAGGAGGCCGGCGGGGACAUCCCGGUGUCCAGCGCGCCGGAGGCUCUGCUGUUGCCGAGUCCCCGGGCUCUCGGCGUUUCGGCCAUCUACCCGGCCCCCGCGUCGGGGUCGGACCCGGCUCCGGGCGUGGCCGCGGGCCCCUAUUCGCCGGGGAGCUCGCCGGCGGCCGGCGGCUCGGCCAAGCCCGAGCGUGGGAGCGCCGAGUCCGGCCUCCUUGAAGCCCCAACGGCCCUGUUCCCCCCGAUGGCCAAUGGCAGCGCCGAGCCGCUGCGAUUCCACUACGACCACCAGUCGCUGGAUGUCGAUGGCGAUCCACUUUUCACGAUGGAGCACGCGUUCACCGGCCUGCCGCCCAAAGUGCAGGAGGCCAUCGACCCGCGUGUGUUCCGCCAUCAUCAGGCCCGGUGGCUGGAUCGGCGCCGCGAGUCCGACAAGUACUUCAUCUACCUGGAGUCCUUGACCGCCCCGCUGCGCGUGACGGCCCAGCUGGCCAGCGGCGCGGGCUCCCCCGCGGCUGGCAACUCCUCGCCGGCGGUGUCCAGCCCCUCGGCCACGGAUUCCCUGUCGUCGGUCGGCAACUAGCAUGUCACGUUUCCCGUUGCCAUCCCUCGCCCUCCCUUCCUCUCUCUCUCUCUC